Molecule: messenger RNA, 2910 nt
Organism: Peronospora belbahrii
Lineage: Eukaryota; Oomycota; Peronosporomycetes; Peronosporales; Peronosporaceae
Source: the annotation of a GenBank genome assembly
AUGCCAGCUUCUAAGAAGCGUAUUCAGAACCGUGGUACACUUAAUGUCGGCACACAACCAGUACCCGCAGCUUUGAAAGACUGGGUGCAUCUUUGGCACGGCGUGAAAGUGAAUAAUGGAUUGGACAAUACGUCCAUCUUUCAUGCAGGUUCACGUAUUGAAGAAAUACCGUUUUGGAAACAAUUUGUCCGAUUACCGUCCAAUUCGCUGUUUCCAAGGGUCGUGACAAGCUUCAAUCCACGAAAACCAUACAAGGAUUUCCUCUAUGUGCUCUUGAAUAUGCGCUGGCCCAUGCUACUGAUGGUGCUAUUGGCGAUCUUCAUGGCCAACAUUUUCGUCUUUGCACUGAUCACGUGCUUUAUCUGUAGUGAACCAUCCCACUUCUUUGAAGCGUUCAACUUGAGUUAUCAAACCUUUACAACAAUUGGAUUCGGGGUGGUAUACCCUACACACACGUGUGGGAAUAUUAUCAUGUCGGUAGAGUCCUUUGCGUCCAUGAUGGUCGUCUCGGCUGUUACGGGUCUUGUGUUUGCCAAAUUUGCCAAACCGCAGGCUAAAGUGGCUUUCAGCAAAGUUUGUGUCGUACAACCUUACGGUAAGAAAUACCUUGCACUCGUCGUGCGAGUCGCAAAUGCUACACAAUCACGAGAUGUAACGCACGACGUUAUCAUGGAGGCUGUAUUCAAAGUCAAUUUGCUACGUGUUGAGCACAAGACGAAGCACAUUCGUGCUCACGACGACGAAGUCACACUGAAACGAAGACGUUCUAGACGACGGGUUGAACGUACAGGCAUGAUACCAGAUGCUGAUGACGCUGUAAACGAUCCUGCUUGUUCAACAAAAGUGUUGACAUCGUAUAACCUCAAAUUGCUGCAAAGUAAUUUUAUCACAUUCCGCAUGGGCAUGGCCGUAGUGCACCUGAUUGAUGAGAGCAGCCCGCUGUACGGAAUGUCAAAAAACAACAUCGCCCAAUCUGAUAUGCUUGUAGAGGUAGCAAUGUGUGGCGUUGACUCGACAUUGCAGGACACAGUGUCCGAGCGAUACAUUUACACAGCAGCAGAUCUGUUGUGGGGCUAUCGUUUUGCAGAAUUGUUAGAGUUCAACGAACGAAAUGCCGAAGUCAUUAUGAACUUUGCAAGACUAAGCACGGUGGAGUCUGCCCCAAUCGAUGAUACUUAUUAUCUUAAGUCGCGUUUCUCGAAGAGAGUGUCUCGUGACAGCCGCGAGACUGAAGACAAUGGACAAACAGCCAAUGUGGCCCGCCGGCAUUUACAUCAGAAGUUCAGAUUGUCCCAUGAUCAAGAGGACAAGCAUCCUUAUCGUUUUGAAGCGAUCCAUGAAGCGUCAUCCGAGUGUUCAGAACAAUCAAUGCUUCGUUCACGAUCAGGAUCGUGGGACGGGCAGUCGUCUGCCUCGGAAGAUGAUAUACCAGCAUUUCCGCACCCCCCUGUUUCGUUCUUGGGACGCCCUGGGCCAAAAAAGUUUCCAAUGGGACUUGAGCCGCUAUUUGAACCAUUGCUACAGCAGCCAUUUGGAACACAGAGAAUGCCGAAUGCCCCAUCAGCCGAAUCACGUGCUGCACGGAGAGGCGGGUUGCGAAUGUGGAGAGAGAGCGAGCUGGAAAAUGAACGAGGCGGACAUAGCGGAAAGCAGUUGCGAUCAAGUGAUGGAUUGAAUGUUUGCGCUCGGGAUGGCAGUAGGGCUAUUCAUAAUAGCGAAGAGGUGCAAGAGUUUUCUGAAGGUCCCAAUGACCUCCAAUCGAAGCAAAUGCUCCAACAGAAAGUGGCAGGGUCUGCAAUGAUCGAGGACGACGCCAGCACAAUUUCACACGAAGAAGGACACAAAGCCGAGUUUUUCGAUGCUUGCGACAUCGACGAUGUUGAUGACAAUAACCUGGACGAUGGUCGGAGCAAUGAUACGACAUGUCAGCACCAGGCUGUCCACAGGGCAAUGUCUACUGUAUCAAUUGAAGUAGAAGACACGCCUCGCUUUUUGCACAUUUUGCCCGUUCACAUCCCCAAGUCAUUCAGCUUUAUGCGGUUUUACCAGAGCGCUCUCCAUGUACGCUGGCCCAAAAUCAUUGCUGUGUUUGUGUUGUCCUUCCUAGUCAUCAACUUUAUCUUUGGGUUGCUGUACUGGUUUGACUUGGGCCACAUUGCAGUUUAUAGUGAUAUAGCGGUCUCAAAGUACGAGCUCACGUUCUACAUGAGCGUCCAUACGCUGGCAACCAUUGGCUAUGGAUCUAUUGCACCGAUGCCUGACUCGGUCUACAUGAACGUCAUCGUGUUCAUCGAGUCCAUGGUGGGAAUAAUUACAGUGACAAUCAUUACCGGCAUUGCUUGGUCAAAGUUUGCUCGACCGCGAGCGCACAUUCACUUCUCGUCACAAAUGACCAUCUCAACCAUCUACGGACACCGGUGCCUUGUUUUUCGUGCUGCGAAUACGCGGCACUCUGGCGAGGUGCAUGACAAUUUUUUUCGCAUUGGUGUAAUCCUUACAAAUCGGCGUACAGGACUACGUCAAAUAUACGACGUGCCGCUUAUUACAGCAGAGUGGCCGUCCAUUAAGCUUCCCGUGACACUUAUCCACGUUAUCAAUCAAAACUCGCCAUUCUACAGGUUUCGCUCGUUGGAAGACCUGUCUCGGUCACGCGUCGCAGUCAUCGCAUUAUUCACAGGCCUUGAUACGACCUUUUCGGAAAAUGUGUACGCACGCAAAAUGUACUUCUGGGAUGACUUUGCGUACAAUAUGCAUUUUGACGAUUUUGCUGUCAUUGAACGGGACUGCGUUAUUGUAGACUACGAGCGCUUCGAUCGACUCAUUCACGAGGACGAGGACGAAGACGAAGACGAGCAGAUUGUCACAACACCUGUGCUCUCUGUGAGAUCUGCAAUUAGUGAUUUAGUGUAA